This is a messenger RNA of Pezoporus flaviventris, 836 nucleotides long. RefSeq names its product mesoderm specific transcript (gene MEST). The record is from RefSeq and is a predicted model, not a curated record. The coding region runs from base 6 to 836 and encodes 276 amino acids. Lineage: Eukaryota; Metazoa; Chordata; Aves; Psittaciformes; Psittacidae. The transcript has 4 exons.
AUGUCAUGGACCUGUCUCUUGGGGGUUUUGGAUUGGGUUAUGGGGAUACGAGAGUUAAUGGGACAGAUCCCUAUGGAGUGGUGCCUCAUUCCCACGGGAUGAAGGAGUGGUGGGUGCAGGUGGGGCUGCUGACUAUGCCCCUCCUCACCGUGUACCUUCACAUCCCGCCCCCUGGGCUAUCCCCAGCUCUCCUCUCCUGGAGGUCCUCUGGAGGGUACUUCACAUACCGGGACCAGAACAUCUUCUAUAGAGCUGAUGCUGAGGUGCCCCAUUCCCUUCCCAGCUCUGACAUCAUUGUGCUCCUGCAUGGAUUCCUGACCUCCAGGUACGACUGGUACAAGGUGAGGGCAGCGAGGGCAUGUGGGUUGGAUGCUGACAGCAACCCCCAUGGCUUCUCCCUCCAUGGGGAUGAGGAGACAGCCUGGGGUGGGUCACUGUCUCCUUUUUCCCUUGUGCCCAAGAUCCUCAAGGAUGGGGGGCUGCUGUCCCCCAUCAUCACGUGCCUGAUGAACUUCUUUGUCUUCUCCAGAGGGCUCGGGGCAGUCUUUGGGCCCUACACACAGCCUUCACAGGCAGAGUACUGGGAUAUGUGGAUGGCUGUGCAGACCAACAACGGGAAUGUCCUCGUUGACAGCUACAUCCCCAUUACUUCCUGCAUAAGCUUUGGUUUAUGCCUCUGGUGUCCCUCUGUCUGCAGGCAGAGCCAUGGGAGUGGCCUGGAAGGUAACCAGAAUGCAGCCCAGUCCCUGGAUCCUGGCUCUCCAGAGCUUCCAGCUGCUUCUGUUGGGAUCUGGGAUCAUCCCCGCACCCCAAAAGAGCGUUGGGGUGUGAUGUAG